AACUGCCAAAAAUAAAUGCGAAAAAAAGUUACAAAAGCACCCAUCAUUUCACUCCUCCCGACCGUUCGAUGAGUAUACACCGAACAAAGAAACAUCGAUCACUGAGAUCCGAGCCAAACUCUUUUCACCAAUCACAAGUAGUAACAGGCUGUGAAACAGCUGCGUUGUCACUCUCUUAGGUCUCACUGUCUCACAGUCACUCAUUCAAAUCUCUCUCUCUUUCAACCAUCUAUGGCAGACUACGAAACCCACCACCACCACCACCACCAAGCAAUCCCAAAAGAAACAGCCUUCCAGGCUCUAAACACCAUAAUCCAGCUCCACUUCGAGAAGACCCUCGAGAAAAAGCGCUCCAUAGACCUCCAAAAGAAGGAGCUCCACAAGCUCUUCCAGCUAUUCUUCAUCUUCUUGGGCCUUGUCUUCUUGGCCCAAGCUCAGUCCCCUCGCCUCCAGUGCCGCCAUUGCUGGGUACCCAUCACACUCCUCUCGCUCUCCCACCUGAUCUUCUACGUGUCAGUGGCGCAAACCCUGAGGUGCAUCAAUGGGUUCAAGUACCAGAGGCGUUGCCACAAGCUCACGCUUGGGCUGGCCACUGAGAAGCUGAGGGAGAUGAAGAUUAGAGCGAGUGGCGCUGCCGGUGGUGGUGACCACUUUGAAGGUGUUGGUGACGAUGAGUUUGAGAUUCACUACCAAGAGCCUCCUGAGAGUUACUUUGGCAAGUUCAAGAGGAACUGGGCUUUGCAUUUUGGCUUCUUGAUCUUGAUCUAUGGAUUUAUGGUCUCAUCCUCUGUUGUCCUCCUUUGUUUUUAGCUGUUCGAUCUUUUUUUUUUUUUGGUUAGAAAUUGAUUUGGUGUCUAUUCACUAGGCAGAUGUGAAGGAUUUGUUGCUAGAUGUAAGAAAUUUCUAUGAUUGAAUUCAAAAUUUUUUUUUCUUCAAUUUAAA
Quercus lobata is the source of this 942-nucleotide messenger RNA. RefSeq lists its product as uncharacterized. The record is from RefSeq and is a predicted model, not a curated record. The transcript has a single exon. NCBI's taxonomy places the organism in Eukaryota, Viridiplantae, Streptophyta, Magnoliopsida, Fagales, Fagaceae. Bases 232 to 810 code for a protein of 192 amino acids.